This is a messenger RNA of Acaulospora colombiana, 1033 nucleotides long. The record is from the annotation of a GenBank genome assembly. NCBI's taxonomy places the organism in Eukaryota, Fungi, Glomeromycota, Glomeromycetes, Diversisporales, Acaulosporaceae.
AUGCCCGCGAUUGGAGAAUCCUCCAGAGCUGUCCACCGUGCAACAACAGGCAUAUGGUUAUCAUUGAUGGAAAUAACCCUCAAAAGCGGAGCAUAUUUGCCAAGUCCGCAUUUACGUCGGCUCAAUAGUGACUACAUAUCCGAUAGGGAUGUAGAUCGCUUUGCCAAGAAAACCUUGGGCGCCAAGGAUAGAGCAAACAAACUGCUUGCAACCUACCAAUCAGCGCUAAGGCUCUCAUUCGACCAGUCCACCAUGCGUGAAUACUUCGUCCAAGGAUUUCUUCGAUGCGUCAACGCAAAAGGAGAUGUCGCUAUCAAGCACAGUGCCUCCGUGAUAUCUGUGUUGGUUGCAACCGCCUUCGAAUUUCGACGGCCUUCAGAUGGCGAUAAAAACAAGAUACGUGCGAUAUUGUCGAGGGAAACUGUGCGCGCAGGCGGUCGUGCCUCUCAUGAUAACUGUGCGCUGAUUGUGACCAACACCCCCUAUGGUGAUCUUUUGAAGGAGGACGAAUGUGCCAGAAGUCUUGGGCUUGACACAAGGCAAUCAUGCUGCUCCAUGGGAGGAGGAAUAUACCGAUGCCCCAUUGCCUUCUGGCUCGUUUUCUACCACCGCAAUCCCUCCUCCCGCACUGCCAGUACUAGUUCUCUUGCAGCUCCUUUGACACAUUUCCCAUUGCCUCCUCUCGCCCACCAAUCGCAUUCCGACAGUGCAGCUUCGGGAAUCCUGCACCCAGUAACACUACGCCCAGCCCUGCCCAGCCCUACGGUGACAGGAGCCGACUUGAGUGACAAGCACCUUCGCACCGGCAUGCCAUCCUCUAGUCCCAAUGCUGCAAUUAUUAGCAUCACCGUCACUCCAGGGGCAAACGGAGUUGAAUCGGAAUCUACCUCAACAAUCACAAGUUUUGCGGAUAACGACCUCUCUCCUGAAAAGGCGGAGGAUGCCUGUUACGCUUCAGGGCCGCUGGGUCCUUGCGUGGCUUAUCACCUGUCGGAGUACGGAUCUUCCUUCCUCCGCGGGACCGAGGCUUGCU